Molecule: messenger RNA, 744 nt
Organism: Maudiozyma saulgeensis
Lineage: Eukaryota; Fungi; Ascomycota; Saccharomycetes; Saccharomycetales; Saccharomycetaceae
Source: the annotation of a GenBank genome assembly
AUGUUGAAAAAUUCAUUGUUUUUAAUUAAUCCUCAGUUGUUACUACGUUGUAAUACUCGUCCUUUAUUAAGCACCACAUCGAUACGUUAUGGUUCAAGUGCUGUAAUUACUGCUAAACCUAAAGAUAUCGAAUUAAAUGGCGGUAGACAAACUGUCAAAGCACCAAAUUCAAGAAAGACAUUUUUAAUCGAUUCAUAUAAACAUAUGAUGGAGACUCAUCCUGUUGUAAUAUUUUUACAUUAUAACAAUUUAAUUAAAUCUGAAGAUCAUCAUUUUAGAGAUCAAAUUAAAUCAACUAAUGGGAAAUUACAUAAGAUUCGUAAUAAUUUAUUUAAAGUUUAUUUGAAAAAUUCAAAUCAAUCAGAUCCAUGCGCUCCAAUUGAUAGUAAAAAUGAAACUUUAGUUAAAAAUCAUCCUUUGUAUCCAUUAUUUACAGGUCCUACAGCUGCUAUCACUUAUAAGGAUAUUAAUCCAACAGAUAUUGCUAAAUUAAUUAAAUUAUUAAAUAUUGCAAAGGAUAAAUUAUUUGUUAUUGGUGCAAAAAUCGAUACUGAUAUAAUGGAUCCUUUCCAAUUAGGUACAUUCAGUAAAUUACCUUCUUUACCACAAUUACAAGCAACAUUGGUAUCUAUGCUACAAAUGUCUGGUGGUGGUAGUUUGGUACAAACAUUAGAAUCUUCAACUCAAAAGCUGUAUUUGACUUUAAAAUCUCAUGAGGAUAAUAUUAAGGAACCAAAAGAAUAA